This is a messenger RNA of Glossina fuscipes, 2204 nucleotides long. It is a transcript of the gene Tif-IA, whose product is annotated as RNA polymerase I-specific transcription initiation factor RRN3. Gene Ontology annotation, molecular function: RNA polymerase I general transcription initiation factor activity; RNA polymerase I core binding. Gene Ontology annotation, biological process: transcription initiation at RNA polymerase I promoter. Lineage: Eukaryota; Metazoa; Arthropoda; Insecta; Diptera; Glossinidae. Bases 237 to 2081 code for a protein of 614 amino acids. Gene Ontology annotation, cellular component: nucleus. The transcript has 9 exons. The record is from RefSeq and is a predicted model, not a curated record.
CAUAGAUGCUACUGCAUAUAAAUUUUUUUUUUUUUAUGGUUAAAAUGAAAACGUGCGAACGUUGGCGUAAGAUUAACAUAUAAUCGAGAGGAAGUUGCAGACAGUAAUUUAUUGACAAAUAAUUCAAAAAUCAUAAUUAGAACUGGUAUUUAAAUAAUUUUCUCAAAAAUUUUCCAGCAAACAGACAAUUACAAGCCGACUGUCGCAUAAAAAGAAAUUAAUUAUUUGAUGCUACAAUGGCUUUUAAUACCAAUAAGUCUGAAUAUAGCCUUCAGACAACCCAAACAAAUCUCACAUCUAUUUUAAAAUCGUACCAGCCCACAGAAAGAGAAAAAGCUAAAAGCACAGUCAUCAAUAGAGUACGUUUUGAAAUGCCAAAACAAAAGGGCUUACUCUUUGCGGUAAAAGAGGUAGAGGAAAGUCAAAAUUAUGCUGCUAUAGAUGAAUUUGUGGCUUUCUUAACGGAUAACUUUUUGCAUGAUCAUGAAUUUUUAAAUAUCUUUCAUGACGCUCUCUCCCUUUGUAAUCAAUUAACCGCGAAAUACACCCCAUUGGUAGAAGCUUUGCUUGCGUUGUCGUGGAAUAAGCGUUCGACUGAAGUUGUAAAAGCAUACAGUGAAUUUUGCCUUGACAUUUUAGUGGCUCACAAUAACUAUUUAUCAUUCGCUGUAAGGAAAUUGAUCAGUUUAUGGAUACCAAGUGAACCAAAUAAAGAGACAAGCUUAAAUAGUGAAAUAUCGAAUGAGUUGCAGGUUAUACACCAGUUAUUGGAAAAAAUUCUUAAUGCUAUACCUAUGGCAUUCGAUGCUAUUCUAGACGCGAUUGAAUCGUUAUUUCCCUAUUAUAAAAGGUCUUCGUAUAUUAGUUAUAUUCAUAACUUGCUAAAGCUGUUAGAGUAUAAACCGAUAUUUACAGAGUACAUAAUACAAUUAUUAAUGGAAAAACUGGCUAUUUUAGAUGUAAAUGCUCCACGCCACGAAAUUGAAGAUUUGGAAAGUGAUGAUGAUAAUGAAGAGAGUGAAGCAGGAGAAAUAUAUAACGAAGUAAUACCAAGGCAUGAGAAAGCUAAGAAAGAGGAGCAAUCUAUGAAUCAUCCAAUAGCCAAAACGCUGGACAUUAGUAUGUUGGCAGUUUUCAAUUUUCUUAAGAAAAGAAGUUCUUCAGAAUCAUCAGAAAAAGAAACACUAAGCGACUCAUUAAAGUUUCUACAAAUUUUAAUUAAAGCUUUCGAUGCGGUUAUUUUACCCAUACAUAAUACGCAUCAUGUCCAAUUUUUGAUAUUCUAUUAUUGCAGUUUAAAGCAAACUUUAAGCCAAGUUUUUUUAGCUUCUUUGUGGAACAAAGUUACAAAUCCGAAUUGCCCUGCGUUAAUCAGACAGGCCUCCGUAGGAUAUUUAUCCAGCUUUUUGGCACGAUCUGCGUUUAUUCACAUAAAUAUUAUUAAGUUAUAUCUUAAAGAAAUGUGCGACUGGUGUCAACAAUAUAUCAAAGGCUCCGAACUAUCUCGGUCAAAUGUUUCUUUGAAAUCUAAUUUGGUAUUCUACUCCGUUUGUCAAGCUAUUUUCUAUAUAAUAGCUUUUCGUAGUCGAGAUUUGACUGUGGACAAGAAAAGUAUUUUAUUUCUGCAAUCACUGCAAUUAACAGCUCUGGUGACGUCUACUUACAACCCGUUACGAGUGUGUUUGCCGGCAGUGGCUACAGCUUUUGCCGGUGUUACGAGGGCUUACCAAUUAGCUUAUUGCCAUGCUAUUUUAGAACGUAAUGCCCGUCGCAAACUAGCUACUAUAUAUGCCAAUGAUACCGCUACGCCUGAAGAAAUUCUAGACACAUUUUUCCCUUUUGACCCUUAUUUAUUGAAAGUCUCUGGUCAGCGUAUAUCACCGAUUUACUUGCAAUACCAGGCCAGCGAUGCAGAAGAACGUUCUUCUCAUUCUUUAACGCCUGAAUCUAUUAAAGCCUCAGAUCGAAAACGAGGUCAUCCUGAAACGUUGGGUGACCAUGACGUUGAUGAUUUCCUGCCCGACGAUAAGCGUCAAAAGUUAAUAGAUACGAAAGUAGAUCAACCAAGACAUUUAUCUUAAUAAGUGAGCUGAUGAAGAGUUCAAAUAAUUCAUUUUUAUUUGUAUGAAUCACCAGGAACGUUCAGAAGAUCUUUAAAACUUUUGUUUAGAAUAAAUUGUGCAAAUUAUUGCAAUAAAUAGUAA